AUGAAUAACUACCACUUGUACGAAGAGAUUGGGCGCGGCAAAUAUUCCCAAGUGUACAAAGGCAGAAAGAAGUUCACGAUCCACUUCGUGGCCGUGAAAAGCACGGAGAAAUGCCAAAGGGAGAAAGUCAUGACCGAGGUGGAGCUCCUCUCCGGUUUGCGCCACCCGAAUGUGAUUGAAUAUUUGAACUGCUAUGAGACGCGGAACCACUUGUGGGUGAUUUUCGAGUACUGCGCUGGUGGAGAUCUGCUGCGUCUAUUGAAGCAGGACAGCCGCCUACCAGAAGACCGAGUUCGUAUCUUUGGGCGCCAGAUUUGCGCGGGAUUGCUUCACAUCCACUCGCGUGGGAUUAUUUUCUGUGACCUGAAGCCUUCCAAUAUCCUCUUCACGGAAGAUGAGGUCCUGAAGCUAAGUCACUUCGGCCAGGCUCUCCGUGUCGAAGCGGUGAACAACUCCGGCCCCAGCGGCCCGGGGCGCCGACAUGGCACAGCGCAGUAUAUGGCACCAGAGCUCUUCUCAGAGGCAGGUCUUCAUUCCUUCAGCUCAGAUCUUUGGUCCUUGGGUUGCGUCCUCCACGAGCUCUUCUCGGGUUCACCACCCUUCACCGCGGUGUCCUCUCAGCAGCUUCAAUGUCUGGUGAUGGAUGCUGCGGUGCCCAAGAUGCCAGGGGCUACUCCCGAGUUCCAGGACCUGACCUCCGAGCUCCUCCGGCCCCUGCUGCGACGUUUGGCCUGGCCGCAGCUGCGGGCGCAUCGCUGGUGGCGCGGGGAGCGCCUGGGGGAGGACAAUGACGCCCAGGCCUUGCCACGAGAGCCGCCGCUGAAAUCCUGUCGAACCGUGGCCCAGAACUUGCCCAAGAAACGGCCGCCACGGAGAUGGAUGAGUGUCCAGGACUUGGUCACAGAGGUUGAGGUGGCGCUGGUAGAAGGUGACCGCCUGGAUAAGGACUCAUCCGCCUACGCCAACUUGAGAAGAGAGGCGCUGUCGCUGAGAUUGGAGAACGAUGCCCUGAAUGAAAAGGUUGCAGAACUUGAGGAGGCUCGUGCCCAGUACAUUGCCCAGGAGGAAGGUCUCACCGAGAAGCUCAAGGCAGAUGGUGCCUUCUGGUAUGAAAAGGAUAUCGUGGAGAUGACACGCAAAAUUCAGGAAGUAGACUACAAGAUCGCUGGUUUGCGGCAUAAGCAUCAUCACAACAUCAAAGAUGUGGGCUCUUUGAAGCGAACCAUGUCUCUCAUUGAAAAGCGUGGCAAGGCCGGCCGCGCCCAGUCUGAGCCACCCAAUCCCACAGGCGAGGCACCACUUUCCAUCCACAAGAACAGCUCAGGGGUAGAUCACCCAUCAGUACCUGCAGCCAUGGUCCGCGGAUCGGAUGGCGCGGAACUGGGCUCGCUCUUCAACAAGAUGUUUUUCGGCAUGAAAACUCGGGUUCCUGGGGUGUUCCUCCCGGCCCCCAAGUCAUCGCCGGCGAAAGCCAAAGGGGGACCGCCAAAGCCACUGCUGUCCAGGGCCAACGAUGGCAGUGGAGAGGACGAGAUGGACGUUCCCAAGGACGACGUGGAUACCGCGGAGAAGCGCCGGCCACGCAGCCCCGCGCGGCCCGCGAGGCCAGCGGUACCCUCGGCACCGCCCAAGCGCCCCGCGGUGGCGCGGGCGGCGGCACCGCGGCGGUUGAACGGGCUGAAGACACCGGCCAUGGCACCACAGGUCUCAGAAGCUCGAGGGCCGCCGCUGCGGUUGAACGUGCCCGAAAGUCGAAAGCGGAAAUUGGUGCCAGAGCCUCCCUCCUAUCCUCCAGAGGUUUGGGAACGUGUCAUCGAUUCUUCGCGGAAUGCAGUGUACUACUGGGAGCACCGAACUCGUAGAUCCUCAUGGGACGUGCCUCCACGAUGUUUUGGAUGGUGGGAGCGGCUUCGGACCGAACACACAAACUUGGAGUUCUUCUGGAACUCAGCCACGCAUCAAACUUUGUGGAAUUUGCCAUUGGCGCCUACUCCCUCAGCCGCAUCCGUUUCCUUGGCCCUUGGUGAUGAGCCAGUCUGUCGAUCUUUGCCCUUGAGGGCGCUUCCAGAUGUGAAGCAGGUAACCACCUUGAUUGACAAGACCGAGGAGGCCUUAGACAGGGGCGAGGUGUCAGAUGCCAUGCAACUGGAGGCCGACCUGACUGAGGUGGUGGAAGGUUUGCGACAGGAGUCGGCAAAGAUUUGGCCCAAGAUCAGUAGUUAUGAGGCCGCCAUUUUAGAACUCAGCGGACAGAUGUCGGAGACCCAACACCAGCUGCAAGCAGUGCUGCAUACGCCAACACGCGAAGCUGAUGACCUCCGAACUCAUCUGAAAGCGCAGAUCAACCAGGUGAAGCGCAUGAUGGCGCAGUUGGGACGGCUGCGGGAUAUCCAACGUGUCAAUGCACAGGAGAUUGGAAUGGUCGAGCGAGAGCGUGCCAAACUGAAGCGAUAUUGUCGCGUCCGAAAGUUGCUGGAAGAAGGUGACGAGACAAAGUUACGAGAGAAGAUCACCGUGCUGCAAGCGGACACAGAUAGGUGUGAGAAACGCUUGCACAGCCAUACGGCUCGAGCUGGCAAUUUUGCUGGCUUUCUCGCGGUGCGUGCACGAAUAGGCCAAUUUGAUGAGAUCUCCAGAUUUUCUCAGCUCAACCCCUCCUCAUCUCCAACGCGCGUCCACGCGCCCAUGUCGGAUAUGUCGGCCAAGAAGCAGCGCACCAACGGCCCGACCGCGCGGCCGCCAGUGGCCAGCGAGUCGGACGAGUGCUGGAAGACCUGGGCGGAGCGUUGGGCAUCGUGGGAUCCGAAUCCAACGACCAAGGAGCAACUGCUGAGCAUUGUGAAGGCUGGCGACGUUCUGAAGCUUCGAAAACUGCUUCUGCGGCGUUUGGAGUUUGGCACUGCAGGGCUCCGAGGGGCAAUGGGGCUUGGGAGCUGCUGCAUGAACGACUUGGUGGUCCUACAGAGCACCCAGGGCAUUUGUGCCUACCUGGAAUCCGUCUUUGGAUCCUCUGCUGCCACGCGGGGCGUUUGUUUGGGCUUCGAUCACCGCAGUGCCGCGGGAUGCAGCUCCAAAAGCUUCGCACUGCACGCGGCCAACGUCUUUCUGAGCCGGGGCUUCAAGGUCUGGCUCUACAGGGAUGUGGUUGCGACGCCCUUUGUGCCAUGGUGUUUGGAGCAACGUGGCUGCUGCGCAGGCGUGAUGAUCACGGCGUCACACAAUCCUGCAGCGGACAACGGAUACAAAGUCUACUGGGAGAAUGGCGCCCAGAUCAUCCCGCCGCACGAUGCCAAGAUGGCAGCUCUGAUCGAAGAGAAUCUGGAGCCCUGGGAGAGCUUAGCGGAUGUAGAGGGGGUGCUGAAGCAUCCCCUCUGCAAAGAUCCCAAGGCAGAUGGAGUGAUGGACGCCUAUUUCCAGCGCCUUCCUACCUUAAGAUGCAGUGAGGAGAUCGUGGCCAAAGCCAUGCCUGUGGUUUACACAGCGAUGCAUGGUGUUGGUUGCACCUUCGUCCAACAAGCCUUUGAUGCUUUUGGACAUGGCCGCAGUGCGCUGCAUUUGGUGGUGGCACAAUGCGAGCCUGAUCCCACCUUUCCAACUGUGGCCUUCCCGAACCCUGAGGAGGGCAAGGGUGCCUUGAAGUUGGCCUUCGAAGAAGCCGAGCGCCAGAAGGCCACAUUAGUCUUAGCCAACGACCCCGACGCAGAUCGUCUGGCCGUGGCCGAGCGCAAGGACCUCCUGGCGCCGUGGCACGUCUUCACGGGCAACGAGCUGGGAGCGUUGCUGGGACAUUGGGCCUGGCACUGCUGGCGGAAGCGGCAUCCCACAGCAGAUCGGGCAGAUAUUUCCAAGGUUUGUAUGGUGGGAUCGGCGGUUUCUUCGAAGUUUCUGGCACGAAUUGCUGCCAAAGAAGGCUUCAAAUUUGUGGAGACCCUAACGGGCUUCAAGUGGAUGGGUUCCAAAUCUGCCGAUCUCCGCGCUGAAGGGUUUGAGGUGAUCUUUGCCUAUGAAGAGGCCAUUGGCUUCUGCUGUGGCGAUAUUGUCAAAGAUAAAGAUGGCAUUGCCGCUGCCUCCGUUUUCGUGGAGAUGGCCAAAACUUGGUCUUUGGAAGGUCGCAGCUGCAAGCAGCAGCUACAAGAGCUGUAUGAGAAGUAUGGCGCUUUGCAAUCCCUGAAUAGUUAUGUGAAAUCUCCUGAUCCUUCCAUCACCGCAGGAAUUUUCGCAGCACAGAGGGGAAGUGACAAGUCGAGUUAUCCCAAAGCUGUGGGGGACUUCAAAGUGACAGCUGUGCGAGAUCUCACCAUUGGCUAUGACAGUCGUACGUCUGAUGGGAAGCCCGAACUGCCUUUGAAUCUGGGAGGGGAGAUGAUCACCUACUACUUCGGUGAGGUGGAUGCAGAGGUGACCCUCCGGACCAGCGGCACCGAGCCCAAAAUCAAGUGGUACUCCGAGAUGCGCAGCGACGUCGCAGGGGAUCCCAAGUUGCAAAGCUUGGUGCGGCACGUGGUCUGCAGCUUACUGGAACCUGUGGCCAAUGGCUUGGAGAUACGUCCAGAAGAUAGAGACUUUCUGUUGUAGGUGGAUGGCAAAAG
This is a messenger RNA of Cladocopium goreaui, 4589 nucleotides long. The record is from the annotation of a GenBank genome assembly. Lineage: Eukaryota; Dinophyceae; Suessiales; Symbiodiniaceae.